AUGAAUCAUAAUAUUAGUAAUAAUAAUAAUAGUAAUGAUAAUAAUAGUAAUAAUAGUAGUAAUAAUAAUAGUAAUGAUAAUAAUCGUAAUGAUGACAACGAACAUAGUAUUAAUAAUAGUAGUAGUAAUGGUAAUAAUAGUAGUAAUAAUAAUAGUAAUAAUAGUAAUAGUAAUAAUAAUAGUAACCAUAUUAUUAAUAAUAAUAGUAAUAAUAAUAAUGGUAAUAACAGUAAUAGUAAUAAUAGUAAUAGUAAUAAUAAUGAUAAUAAUAAAGGUAACCAUUCAAUUAUGAUUAAUUAA
Messenger RNA from Schistosoma rodhaini, 300 nucleotides. Lineage: Eukaryota; Metazoa; Platyhelminthes; Trematoda; Strigeidida; Schistosomatidae. The record is from the annotation of a GenBank genome assembly.